Corylus avellana is the source of this 3673-nucleotide messenger RNA. NCBI's taxonomy places the organism in Eukaryota, Viridiplantae, Streptophyta, Magnoliopsida, Fagales, Betulaceae. The record is from RefSeq and is a predicted model, not a curated record.
CCAAAAGCCCCAAACCUGACUCCGAUAUCCUGAUAACCACCCGACCGCUUAUUUCUCCUCCUAUAUAUAACUGCAUGAACCCUUGUACUCGAACCGCAUUUGGGUCGGGUUCGAAUCUCGCAGAACCAAGAUAAUCAGUACCAGUGCUUAUGAGAUAACAUUGAGGAUUAAGAAAAUGAGCAUUGUGCCCAAGGAGACCAUUGAGGUCAUUGCUCAAAGCAUUGGGAUUAACAAUUUGUCUCCAGAUGUCGCGCUUGCUCUUGCUCCCGAUGUGGAAUAUCGAAUGCGUGAGAUCAUGCAGGAGGCCAUCAAAUGCAUGCUUCACUCUAAGAGAACGACAUUGACAGCAGAUGAUGUUGAUGGUGCACUCAACUUGAGAAAUGUUGAGCCAAUUUACGGCUUUGCCUCGGGGUGUCCUCUGCGAUUCAAAAGAGCUAUUGGACAUAGGGACUUGUUUUACAUUGAUGACAAGGAUGUGGAUCUUAAAGAUGUGAUUGACGCUCCUUUACCAAAAGCACCUCUUGAUACUGCAGUUCUUUGUCACUGGCUAGCUAUCGAGGGUGUGCAACCUGCUAUUCCGGAAAAUGCUUCUGUAGAAGUAAUUGCCGCUCCUGAUGAUGGUAAAAAGCAUGAACAAAAGGAUGAUGCACUUCCUGAUGAGAUUAAAUUACCGGUGAAGCAUGUAUUGUCUAGGGAGCUUCGGCUUUACUUUAAUAAAAUCACUGACCUAACAAUGAGUAGGUCUGAUUCGGUCCUUUUUAAACAAGCAUUGGCAAGUUUGGCUACAGACUCGGGACUUCAUCCAUUAGUUCCGUAUUUCACACGCUUUAUAGCUAAUGAGGUAUCUCAUGGUUUAAGUGAUUAUUCUCUUCUCUUCGCUUUGAUGCGUGUUGUGCGAAGUCUCCUUCAAAAUCCUCAUGUUCACAUAGAACCUUAUCUACACCAGUUGAUGCCUUCUGUGGUUACAUGCCUUGUUGCAAAAAGGUUGGGAAAUAGGUUUGCUGACAACCACUGGGAACUUAGAGACUUCACAGCAAACCUGGUUGCUUCGAUAUGCAAAAGGUUUGAGCAUGUUUAUAACAAUCUCCAGACACGUUUGACAAAAACUUUGCUCAAUGCAUUUUUGGAUCCAAAACGGGCAUUGACUCAACAGUAUGGUGCAAUUCAAGGGUUAGCGGCCUUGGGACCCAAUGUGGUUCGCAUGCUAAUACUGCCAAAUCUUGAGCCAUAUAUGCGACUUCUUGAACCAGAGAUGCUUCUUGAGAAGCAAAAGAAUGAGAUGAAGAGGCAUGAGGCUUGGCGUGUUUAUGGAGCCCUGCUGCAUGCAACAGGUCAAUGUAUAUAUGAUCGGCUCAAGAUAUUCUCACCUCUGCCAUCCCUGUCAGCACGUGCAGUAUGGAGGACCAAUGCAAGGGUUAUUACCACCCCACCAAAUAAACGCAAGGGGAGCAUGGAACACUUGGAAGAGCAGCCGCCGCACAAGAAAAUAGCCCCUGAUGGUCCAAUUCUUGCUGUGUCAACCAAUUCCUCGCCAUCUCACAUGGAAGAGGAAGCUCUGGUUCCACCAGCUCCCUUGAUUGAUUCUAAUGCAGGCCCAUCAUCAUCAUCCUCCUCUAGACAACCGACUAAUGACAUAAAUUUGGAUGGCAGAGGUAGGGGAGACAAGGGUGGUAGUCAAUCUCUGAAUAGGUCAGCUGUCCUCUCUCAGAUAUGGAAAAAUGACUUGGAUUCUGGGCGUCUCCUGGUAUUGCUGUUUGAGCUGUUUGGUGAAGGCAUUUUAUCCUUCAUUCCAGCUCCAGAGAUGUCUAUGUUUCUAGGGAACUUGAACAGGCAGGCUUUUGGACUCACGUUCAACAGCUUUCUUGAGGAAGCUAUCCUCUUCGAGGGCCAUCUGAACUGGCAAGAAGCCCAUGUCAUUAGCCAUGGCGAGCAUCAUCUUCUUGGUUUCCUCCUUGAACUCCUCCAGAUCAACUGCCCCAUUGGAGUCAUGAUCGAACCGCAUGAACAGGGAAUCAUAGAGACGAGCAAGCUCAUCUGGGUCAGGCUUCACGUCUAUCCCAAAGUGGGUCUCAAAGACCCUCAGACUCUGCAGCUCCUUCAACAUCUCAGCAUAGCAGAGAAGACCAUCGUGGUCUGUGUCAAGGCGAGCAAAACGGUCACGCAGGCUUUUGGACUCACGUUCAACAGCUUUCUUGAGGAAGCUAUCCUCUUCGAGGGCCAUCUGAACUGGCAAGAAGCCCAUGUCAUUAGCCAUGGCGAGCAUCAUCUUCUUGGUUUCCUCCUUGAACUCCUCCAGAUCAACUGCCCCAUUGGAGUCAUGAUCGAACCGCAUGAACAGGGAAUCAUAGAGACGAGCAAGCUCAUCUGGGUCAGGCUUCACGUCUAUCCCAAAGUGGGUCUCAAAGACCCUCAGACUCUGCAGCUCCUUCAACAUCUCAGCAUAGCAGAGAAGACCAUCGUGGUCUGUGUCAAGGCGAGCAAAACGGUCACCCAGGACGUUGGUGAAAUCCCGUCAAGACCUCCUGACUGGGACACUGCCGAGACUCGGUCGGGACAUCGCUGGGAUUCAACUGAGACCCCGCUAGGACCGAUCCGGACCCCACAGGAACCUGGUCAAAACACCGCUAAGGCCUUGCGGGGACUUGGUCGGGACCAUCUACACCAGUUGAUGCCUUCUGUGGUUACAUGCCUUGUUGCAAAAAGGUUGGGAAAUAGGUUUGCUGACAACCACUGGGAACUUAGAGACUUCACAGCAAACCUGGUUGCUUCGAUAUGCAAAAGGUUUGAGCAUGUUUAUAACAAUCUCCAGACACGUUUGACAAAAACUUUGCUCAAUGCAUUUUUGGAUCCAAAACGGGCAUUGACUCAACAGUAUGGUGCAAUUCAAGGGUUAGCGGCCUUGGGACCCAAUGUGGUUCGCAUGCUAAUACUGCCAAAUCUUGAGCCAUAUAUGCGACUUCUUGAACCAGAGAUGCUUCUUGAGAAGCAAAAGAAUGAGAUGAAGAGGCAUGAGGCUUGGCGUGUUUAUGGAGCCCUGCUGCAUGCAACAGGUCAAUGUAUAUAUGAUCGGCUCAAGAUAUUCUCACAUCUGCCAUCCCUGUCAGCACGUGCAGUAUGGAGGACCAAUGCAAGGGUUAUUACCACCCCACCAAAUAAACGCAAGGGGAGCAUGGAACACUUGGAAGAGCAGCCGCCGCACAAGAAAAUAGCCCCUGAUGGUCCAAUUCUUGCUGCGUCAACCAAUUCCUCGCCAUCUCACAUGGAAGAGGAAGCUGUGGUUCCACCAGCACCCUUGAUUGAUUCUAAUGCAGACCCGUCAUCAUCAUCCUCCUCUAGACAACCGACUAAUGACAUAAAUUUGGAUGGCAGAGGUAGGAGAGACAAGGGUGGUAGUCAAGCUCUGAAUAGGUCAGCUGUCCUCUCUCAGAUAUGGAAAAAUGACUUGGAUUCUGGGCGUCUCCUGGUAUUGCUGUUUGAGCUGUUUGGUGAAGGCAUUUUAUCCUUCAUUCCAGCUCCCGAGAUGUCCAUGUUCUUAUGACCAUUUUUACAAAGAUCUGCACUUCCAUAGUUACUCAUAUGUGUACAAAUUACACUUGCAUAUAUAAUUUUAAAGUUCUCAAGACCAAAUCUUUUGGUAAAUUUCUAUGAAGCUUUUAUGAAACAUUCAAUAGUA